AAAGCCUUUUUAUUCAAUUUCAAUUAGUUGUUUCUUCUUUAGUUUCUUAAUUGUUGGACUAUGAAGAUGUUGUAUUGAGUUAUCUUAAGAUACUAAUCCUAGUGUAAUUAGUGUUAAGCUGUGCCUUAACUAAAAUUUGAACGAGCUGCAACCAAGUAAAGUGAUUUAUGGGGUUACCGACGGUCCACUAGGAGAAGCACCAUGGUUCUGGAUAAUCACCUUCAAUCAAAUUAUUGCGCCCAAGCAAAGUGUACUAUAUUCUGUUUUUUUUCUAAAGAGGUUACGGUAUCAACUUUUUGGCCCCGUGAAAAAGAAAAUUAUUGCGUAGUAUUUGGUUUUCCAUUUCUAUAAAACCUAGCUAAUUUCUGUGGCUCUAAUACCAUAAUCUAUUUCAAAAACAGAUCUGAGUUAUAUACACUCUAUUUUCUUUGCUCAUUCAUCCAUUUCUUUUCCUUUCCUAAUUAUCAUUCUUCAUUAUUAUCAUAUCUGUAUGGAUGCAUUACUUGUUAACGGUGUUACCGAGUUACUGAAAACUUUAGGUCCUGUUGUUACUCAACAGAUCAGUAAUGCUUUGGGUGGCACAGAUGAACUGGAAAAACUUAAAAGAGAUUUGGAGACGAUUGCGGCUGUAACAACUGAUGCUGAGAACAACAAAUCUCAGGCUGCUGGACAUUGGCUAAAAAGGCUCAGGGCUGUUGCCUAUGAUGCUGAAAAGGUUCUGGAGGCCUAUUCUUGGGAAGCCAUGCGUCGAUCUGAAAUGAAUGAGGUACGAAAAUCAAUUUCAGCUGCCAAAUCUAAUUUGAAGUUGGGUCUUAAAAUGAAGAAUAUUAACAAGAGCCUAGAUGAGAUUUCUAUUGACAUGGCAAAGUUUCAGUUUCAAAUUUGUACUCCUGAAGUUAGCACUUAUUAUCAGAAAACUGUGCACCAAAACCGACUGAUAUCAUCUGUUGUAGAUGAAUCAAGUGUCCUAGGAAGAGAUGAUGAUAAAUCAAACAUCAUAAAGAUGUUAACUACACCUCCCACAUCAUCAUCAGCAUCCUCUUCAUCUUCUUUAAAUCCUUGUCAACAAGAAAAAGUUUCUGUGAUAUCCAUAGUGGGCAUGGGUGGGUUAGGAAAAACUACACUUGCUCAUUUGGUCUACGAAGAUGACUCGAUAAUGAGUACCUUUAAGACUAGAGCUUGGGUUUGUGUGUCUGAUGUUUUUGAUAUCAAAAAAAUAUCUACAGACAUAUAUGAGUCAGUUACGAAUAACAAGUGUGAAGAGUUUUCAAAUCUUGCUGUCCUCAUUAGUAAAUUUCAACAAGAGUUAAACAACAAGAAAUAUUUCUUAGUACUGGAUGAUGUUUGGACCGAAGAUCCAAAGGACUGGUAUAAACUUAGAGAUCUGCUAAUGGUGGGUGCUCAUGGGAGUAAGGUGUUAGUCACUACACGUAGUAAAAAUGUUGCGUCUAUUGUCGGAGGUGCUGUCCCACCAUACAUGUUAGAAAACCUACCCCAUAGUGUUUGUUGGUCUAUCAUCAAGACAAAAUCUUUUUCUAUAGGUGGGGCAAUGGUGACUCCAAGAAUGACAUCCAUAGGAGAGGAGAUUGCAAGAAAAUGUGGUGGUUUACCACUUGCUGCGAAUGUUCUAGGGAGUCUUAUGUAUUUGCAUAAAACCGAGAAUGAUUGGUUGUCAAUUAGAGACGACGUUAGUUUGCGUUCGGUAGAUGCAUCAACCCAAAUCAUAUCAAUACUAAAACUGAGUUAUGAUAAAUUACCCUCUCAUUUGAAACUUUGUUUUUCCUAUUGCUCUUUAUUCCCAAAGGAUUGGAAGAUUAGUAGGGAAAUUUUAGUUCGUUUGUGGAUGGCUGAAGGGUUCCUUGAUGCUUCUCAUAUAGGAAAUCAGAUACCACCAGAAGAUGUUGGUAAUGAAUACUUCCAUACUUUACUGGCUAAUUCUUUUUUUCAAGACGUGACGAAGAAUGAGUUAGGCGACAUCAAAACGUGCAAGAUGCAUGAUCUGGUACAUGAUCUUGCUCAGAGGGUCAAUAGCGUGCAUGAUAUCAAGGUUAUCAAUCCCAGAGACAUUGAAUCUGUUUCUGAAUUUUGCCGUGUACAUUUAAAUUUAGAUGUGAAAACAUUAGAAACAAUUUCAACAACCUUCAAAAAAGCAAAAAGAUUGAGGACCAUUCUUUCCUUCAGGGAUGAUCACUUUGGAAAACAAAAUUUAUUUUUCAACAAGGGUUUGCGGAUAAUUUGUUUGCUUGGUGGGGUUUAUCGGAAAUUCUACAGUUCAAGAAAUAUAGAUAGAGAUAUAUUCAUCCCCUCUUCCAUAUCCAAGUGUAUGCAUUUGAGGUACCUUGACCUGUCUGAUUGUAAUUUUGAUGGAGGACAUAAUUUAUCCAUCCAUCAACUUUACAAUCUGCAGACGUUAGUGCUGGAUGGUUGUAAAAAUGUUGAUACCAUUCUUAGAGGAAUUGGGUCUUUAAAAAAGUUAAGGCACCUUAAUCUCCGGGAUUCGGACGUGACAAAGCUACCUGAUUCUGUUGAUAUGCUUACGGAUUUGCAGACACUAGAUCUAAGUUACUGCCUUUGUUUACCUUCCUUACCUCUAAAUAUUGGGUCUUUGAAAAAUCUAAGGGAGUUGCAGCUUUGUGAGUGUAGAGCAUUAGAAAACUUACCUGAAGACCUUGGAGAAUUGACCCGAUUAAGAUGCCUUGAUUUAUCAUUUACUGAGAUCGAAGUAUUGCCUGAGUCAUGCAUUAGCAACCUUUGCAAUUUGGAGAUGCUGGUAUUUAUGGAGUACUUUGAGCUUCCCAAUGAAAUAAAGAAUUGGCCAAAGUUGAGAAUCCUCACACACUGUGGAGAGGAACAUUAUAAAGAGGAAAUAGAUGCUCGAAUGCCUAGAGGUAUGGAAUCUCUAACUUGCCUUGAAUCAUUACAUAUUAGUGUGGCGAAGAACAGUGAAGAUCCCAUCUCUUGUAGUCGUGGGAUUGAAGAGUUAUCCAGCUUAAAUUCUCUACAAGAGUUAUGGAUUUACAAUUUGGAGUAUGUGAGAAGUGGCGUUGAUGCGAAGAGAGCGAGGCUAAAAGAUAAGAUAAACCUCCGUGAUUUGUCUCUACAUUGGAGCUCCAUUUUGGACGACGGCGAUGAAAUAACAUUUGAUGAGGCGUUGGAGGGUCUCCAACCUCACCCUAGUUUGAUAGACUUGAGAAUAUAUGCUUGUCCAGGUUUAAAGCUUCCGAAAUGGAUGGGUUCUCCGAAUUGCUUUCCGAAUUUAGUAAAAAUAGAACUUGGGGGUUGUAACAGAUGUGAGAAGCUACCUGCGCUGGGUAUGCUCCCAUGUCUUCAGUUUCUUUAUAUUGCAUUGAUGAAGUCAGUGAAGUGUUUGGGUGAAGAAUUUUAUUACCAACAAGAAGUAAAAGAAGAAGAAAGAAUUAGCAGCAGCAGAAGUAAUGUCACUACAAUCUCAUUAUUCCCUUCGUUAAAUGAGUUGAAUAUUUAUUGCAUGGAAAAUCUAGAAGAUUGGGGUGCUCCACAGCUUCCAAUUUAUAAUUCAUUUCCUUCACUUGAGAAGCUAGUAAUCUUGGAGUGUCCUAAACUGAGAAGCACAACAAAUUCAUUUUCUUUUCUCAAGGCAUUGCGAUUUGAUGACACCAACGAUGAGGCAGUAAUCUCAAUCUUAGAUACCGGAAGACUUGCCUCUCUUACAUCCCUUUCUAUAACAAACUCUCCAGAGCUAACGCAUAUUUCACUGGGCUUGGUACUCCAAAAGUUAGCUCCGAAUCUUCAACGCUUCAAUAUCUUUUAUUGCCAUAGGUUUCGAGGUUUUCUUGAACAUGGUGCUCAAAACAACAACAGCAAUUCUCUCCGCUCAUUAGGGUUGUUUAGUUGUCCUGUUUUAAUCUUACUGCCGGAUUUGCGAUCAUGGACUUCUCUACAGAAAUUAACCAUCCUCGACUGCGGAAUAUUGGGGGAAUCAUUACCCUACGAUCUCAAGGAAUCUCUUACCUUUCUUGAAGAGCUGAAAGUUGAUUUCAUUCAAUGAGAAAACGAGCAUCUAAAAGAUCCAACUAAUUAAUUUGAUGGAGGUUCAGUAGAAGAAGUAGAAUUGUUUGCUGCAAUCAUCUCUUCCAACAGUCUAAUUCUAUUACUACCAACAGCUUUCAUGAGGAUUGGAUGAAGAUCUCAAGCACACAAGUAAUCCGUACACCAGGAGCUGAAGAAGAAAAGAGUUGCAGUCUUGCAGACCCUUCAAUUCUUAGUGAUGAUGAAAUGAUCUAUGAAGUUACUCUUUGGUUGGAGCUAAACAUAACAUUUGUUUCAAUGAAGCAGAGCUGAAAAACGUAGGUGGCAAUGGUGCAAGUAUGAAGAGAGGAAGCAAAAAGAAUUUCAGAGUUACAAAAGCAAAAUUUUCAUCAACUGUUGCAUCAUUUCAGAGUGCAGUUGAGGACAGCGACCAUAGUGAUUCUCUGGGGUUUGUUUCAGACUUCUUUUGCCUCUGCAAAUGAUUGGUGGUGGCUGUGGUGCCCACCUAGUUGGGAUGACAGCGACCAUAGUGAUUCUCAUGGGGCUGAAGUCUUUGUUUCUUUUUUCUGUAUCAUGUUUCCUUUCUGAAUUAAGAGUGUAUUGCAGAAGCAUUUGCCACAUUUCACAUUUCAAUAUGUAUAAACAACACAAAAUUCCACGCUGCU
Molecule: messenger RNA, 4673 nt
Organism: Papaver somniferum (opium poppy)
Lineage: Eukaryota; Viridiplantae; Streptophyta; Magnoliopsida; Ranunculales; Papaveraceae
Product: disease resistance protein RGA2-like
Exons: 3
Coding region: 491-4027 (1178 amino acids)
Biological process (GO): defense response to other organism
Molecular function (GO): ADP binding
Source: RefSeq, a predicted model, not a curated record